AUGCCCAAAAUCCCAACACCUGCCCGAAAGCCUGCAAUGCCCACUCGAGUCGUUCGCCCAGCGGUGGGAUCGGGUGUCCCCACAACCCAUAUGCACCGCCAAUCGGCCGCGAAAGUUGUUCGCCCCCGCGUUUACGCCCCCGACGUGAGCGAGACGCAACCUAUGGAACCGACGGUGCGAGACACGCGGUCGACGGUGCGAGCCACGCGGUCGACGUCGCGAGAGAAUGACGAUGACGAUGAAUUCGAGAUCGUUCAUGCGAACUGUACCAAAAUGGUUCAGACGGCCAACGAGCGCAACCAACAGCUCAGGACGCAUAUCGCUGCGCAACGGCAGGAGGCCUCGGAGGCUGCACAGAAGUUUGGUGCGGAACGGGCUCAGCUGAACGCAACGAUCCGGCAAGUCGGCCUGGAGAGACACAAAUUGGUAGAUGAACUCCGAAAUGCGAAAGAAGAGAUCCUCAGCCUGCAGCGGCGGCUGGAUGUCGCCGAUGCUGAUGUCCAGAAUCGGAUCACCCGCGAGGAACUCAACAAGACUCUCAAGGAGAUCCACGCGGCCUCGGUUUCCGUGACAAAACAGGUGGCAACGAAGAUCAGCGAGUCUGACAACAUAUACUUUAGUUCCUGCCUGCCUUCCUCGGAUGUGGGUCAAGGCCUCUGGGCCGGCCAGGGCGAGCACUUUGGCCUGCCGGACGAUCCCCUUCUGUCGGCAGACCUGGGCCCUAUGCCUCCCUCGUUAGACCCACAGGAUCUGUCUCAGUUUGAUUCCUAUGUGGCGAUACCUUGA
This is a messenger RNA of Penicillium verhagenii, 786 nucleotides long. RefSeq lists its product as uncharacterized. Bases 1 to 786 code for a protein of 261 amino acids. The transcript is spliced from 2 exons. The record is from RefSeq and is a predicted model, not a curated record. NCBI's taxonomy places the organism in Eukaryota, Fungi, Ascomycota, Eurotiomycetes, Eurotiales, Aspergillaceae.